Molecule: messenger RNA, 1518 nt
Organism: Peronospora matthiolae
Lineage: Eukaryota; Oomycota; Peronosporomycetes; Peronosporales; Peronosporaceae
Source: the annotation of a GenBank genome assembly
AUGGCGGCGGUCGACACGACGAAGACGCUCAGAGAAGAAAAGGAACAGGGCGCAUCCGAGUUCCAACAGCAGAAGAAGAUCGUUGGCGACCUGCUCUCGAGUGCCGAAAAUGGCGAUCUCGAGAUGCUCAAGAGAACGGUCAAGUCGCUGCAGGUGAUGGGCGUGACGGACGUGAAAGAGGCGCUUCUGGACUUUAAGGACGCGCACAAACGCACGGCGCUGCACUUUGCCGCGGCGAAAGGGCGUCGUCAAGUGAUUAAUUACAUCUUGGAACAAGCCCCUGACUGUAUUGAAGCUGUGGACGAAGAAGGAGCGACUCCGCUGCUGUAUGCAGCUAAAGAGAACGAGUUCUCGGCCGUGACGUUGCUGCUGGCUUAUUGUGCCGACCCGAACGUGGCUAUGAAGAAUGGCACGACGGCCCUGCAUGAAGCAGCAGCUAAUGGCAGUAUCCGAACAGUGAAGGUACUGGUCGAGCACAAGGCGCAACUGGAAGCUACCACCAAGAAUGGUACGGCGUUGCACUUUGCCGUGAGUGAAAACCGUGAGAAGACCGUGGCCGAGCUGCUGCGUCUUGGUGCGAAGGCGGAUGUGACAAAUGCAGGCGGCGUCACGCCACUGAUGCUGGCUUGUCUCAUGAACAAACCCGUCGUGGUGAAGGAGCUGCUAGAGGGCGGAGCAACGCUAUCGUUGGCAAUGAGCGGUGGCCUCACGGCACUUCACAUGGCUGCUGAGACUGGGUUUUCUGCAGUGGUUCAGGAGUUUCUGACGUGUCGCCCAGAAGAUGCAAAGGAAGCUGCGAAUCUAUUGUCGGAUGCUGGUGCCAAGCCUUUACAACUUGCUGCUGGAAUGGAGCAUCAUGAAAUCGUGACGCUGCUGAAGCCGAUCAGCGAGGGAUUCGAAGAUGCUGACUUGGACAAGUUGGUGGUGGAGGAGAAGGCUAAGCUGGAUGCGUUUUACGAGCAGGCUGCUAAAAACAAGACUCCUGUUGCCUCUGUCGAAGCAAAGGAGCCUGUUACUGCGGAAGAGAAGCUGGAGGCUGAAACCCGAAAGAAGCUGGCUGAGAUUGAAAAGGAAGAAGACGUUGCUGUACCUGAGGCUGUAGAGGUGGAUGAAGAAAAGAUGGCGGAAGCCGCGAGACUCAAGGGCGAGGGAAACAAAGCAUACCUGGUGAAAGACUAUGCAUUAUCAGUCAAGCUUUACUCUCAGGCUAUCGCAAUUACACCCGCCGACGCUGUGCUGUACAGCAAUCGUUGUGCGGCGUAUUUGGGUGCAGGCGACACGAAAUUGGCGCUGCAUGACGUGCGGGUGUCAAAGAAGUUGCGUCCAGAGUGGCCCAAGGCGCUCUUCCGCGAGGGGCAGUGCCUUGAAGCGCUCGGGCUUUUCGAAGAGGCUGCAUGUACCAUGUGGGCUGCCAUGCAGCUUGCCCCGGAUGAUAAGCUGCUCAAGCGUCGAUUCCAAGAUUGUGUUAAGCGUGGCCGCUCAGACCACCAAGCAAAGCUCACGUCCGCCGAUGCUUAG